Molecule: messenger RNA, 1128 nt
Organism: Thelazia callipaeda (thelaziosis nematode)
Lineage: Eukaryota; Metazoa; Nematoda; Chromadorea; Rhabditida; Thelaziidae
Source: the annotation of a GenBank genome assembly
AUGGCACUACGAGAGCUAGGCGCUACCAAAGCACAAACGCUUCCAGUAGCAUACGGUUGCGCCGAUGGUUUAACAACUUCCACUUCUGCAUUGCGAAAUACAACAAUUUCAAAAGGCCGAUCAAUUCAUGGUGCAACUAAUUCAUUUGAUUCGGGUCAGAGUAUAUCGUCAAUAAGUUCUAUAUCGAUUGUUGGCUCAAAUUGUCGCCAAAGAGUGUCAUCAAGCGCUCCGGCCAGUAGUUUGGAUAUGGAAACACUGGUGCGGAAUGUCAGCCAAGAAAUUGGCAGUGACCAAGAUUUUUAUCGGGAAAGGAGAAAAAAAGAUAUACAUAAUAUGAUUGAACGAAGAAGAAGGUAUAAUAUAAAUGAUCGUAUCAAGGAAUUGGGACUUAUGCUUCCGAAGACAUCGUCUGAGGAACUGAAAUUAAAUAAAGGAACUAUAUUGAAAGCUUCUUGUGAUUAUAUUCGGCAGUUACAAAAGGAUCGUGAGUUGAUGUUACGACAGCAGCAGUACCAAGCCAGGUUACAACAAGCAGCUCAAAUGUAUGCUGACAGAGUUAAAGAACUGGAAAAUCACUUACAAAAAAAUGGUAUUGCUGUACCACCUUCUGCAGUAAAUUUGCCGCCUAUACCUCUGUCAUCAUUUUCGAACGAUAGACGAUCUAUCAAACAAGAGCCUUUUGAUGAGUUUCCUCCUUCUCCAUCUCAUACGUCAUCAAACUGUAUUAAUUCGGCUGGAUUUGUAUCACAGCUAACAGACACAACGGCAUCGAUAUCAAUUAACAGUCCUGUAUCCAGUAUCAGUCAUCAAGAAAGCAGUUCUUUUUUGAGUGCAACCGACGAUCCAUAUUCUGCUAGUGCAUAUGCUCAAGCAGCUACUUCUUCCCUUAAUUCGCAACAAGGAUUCCCAGAUCUUAUUAUGGAUGACCUGAAUUCGAUGCGUACUAUAUUGCAGGAUGAUCCUAUGAUAUCAGCAGCAGCAGGGGGUAGGCCUUCGCCAUCUGCAAGCUUAACUAAUCAGUUGUCACCAGAUAUACUGUGGAAUCAAGCGAAUUUUUCGCCAGAUAGUCAUAAUCAAGUAGCUGCAGGUAGUUCUUACCAUCAACAAGCCAGUAUGGAUUUCACUUAA